Messenger RNA from Penicillium malachiteum, 1383 nucleotides. Its product is annotated as FKBP-type peptidyl-prolyl cis-trans isomerase. NCBI's taxonomy places the organism in Eukaryota, Fungi, Ascomycota, Eurotiomycetes, Eurotiales, Aspergillaceae. Gene Ontology annotation, cellular component: chromatin; nucleolus. Bases 1 to 1383 code for a protein of 460 amino acids. The record is from RefSeq and is a predicted model, not a curated record. The transcript has 4 exons. Gene Ontology annotation, molecular function: macrolide binding; peptidyl-prolyl cis-trans isomerase activity.
AUGUCUGCUGUCCAGCCUGUCGCAGUCUACGCCCUCCGGGUUCCUCCCGGAGCUAUGGUUCCCGCCGUGCCCAAUGCCGCCGCUUCGUUCCGUGUCAGCAUGGCCGCCAUCGAUCCCGAUGAGGAGCCUGACUACGAGGAUGGCGACUCCAGCAAGCCCGCUCGCGCCACAUUGAAGAUUGUUCGCGCUCCUCCCGGUCUCGACCUCGAUGAGGAUGAUGAGGACGAUGAGGACUACAGCGACGAGGAGGAUGAUGAGGAGGACUCUGACGACGAGGAGGUCAACGGUGGUCCCAGUGACAAGGAGAAGGCUCGCAAGUUGAAGCAAGCUGCUGCCCAGAAGGAACUCGAAGAUGCUAUGGAUGAGGACGAUGAUGAGAGCGAUGGUGGUUUUGAUCUGAAGGCCGCUAUCUCUAAGCUUAUUAAGGGCAAGGGCCCCGCUUUGGAUGACGAGGACUCCGACGAUGAGUCCGAUGAGGGUCUUGACCUCGACGAGAGUGUCAUCUGUACUCUGAACCCCGAGAAGAACUGCCAGCAAACUCUGGACAUCACUGUCUGCGAGGGUGAGCAAGUUUUUUUCAAGGUCACUGGUAACCACACCGUCUACCUCACUGGUAACUACGUCAUUGGUCUUGAUGAGGGCCACGACCACGACCACGACCAUGACCACGAUGAUGAGGAUGACUACGACCUGUCUCCCGAUGAGGAGGAGCUCGAUAUGGAGGAGCUCCUUGCCCUGGAUGGCGACGAGACGAGGAGGAGGCCCCCCAAGCUUGUUGAGGCUAAGGGCAAGAAGGGCAAGAACAAGCGCGCUGCCGAGGAGGAGACUCUUGACGAGUUGAUCGCUAAGGGUGCCAAGAAGACUGCUACCAAGGAGGAGCCCGUUCUCACCAAGGCCCAGCAGAAGAAGCUCAAGAAGAACAACGGUGAUGCUGCCGCUGUUGAGCCCAAGGAGGCCAAGAAGGAGGCCAAGACCGACAAGAAGGUCCAGUUCGCCAAGAACCUCGAGCAGGGUCCUACCCCCUCCGGUGACAAGCCUACCGGUACUCUCGGAGUGAAGGAGGUCCGUGGUGUCACCAUCGAUGACAAGAAGCUCGGUAAGGGCGUUGCUGCCAAGAGCGGUAACACCGUCGCCAUGCGUUACAUUGGCAAGCUCGAGAACGGCAAGGUCUUCGACUCCAACAAGAAGGGCAAGCCUUUCACUUUCAAGCUCGGUCGCGGUGAGGUCAUCAAGGGUUGGGACAUCGGUGUCGCCGGUAUGGCUCCCGGUGCUGAGCGUCGCCUCACCAUCCCUCCCCAGCUUGCUUACGGCAAGAAGGCCCUCCCCGGCAUCCCCGCCAACUCCAAGCUGAUCUUCGACAUUAAGCUGCUGGAGAUCAAGUAA